Messenger RNA from Drosophila elegans, 1860 nucleotides. Its product is annotated as sorting nexin-29. The record is from RefSeq and is a predicted model, not a curated record. The coding region runs from base 99 to 1670 and encodes 523 amino acids. The transcript has a single exon. Gene Ontology annotation, molecular function: phosphatidylinositol binding. NCBI's taxonomy places the organism in Eukaryota, Metazoa, Arthropoda, Insecta, Diptera, Drosophilidae.
UUGGCUGUGCACAUCCGCCGAUUACCAACACUGUUCAACUGGUUUGUUGUUAAUAAUCAGUAUAAAAUGACAGUUUUCUUAAGCAAUAGACAAAAAUAAUGCCAGAAAAUGGGUAUAGCUCGGCGCCCACAGAGGCUGCAUUUCGGAGCAUGCGCUGCCAACUGGCUGGCAGCACUUUUGGCCAACGACGCGAGGACAUCUUUCGUCGCCUUCAGGAAAGUGCGCAUCAAGUUUUGCAAGCUUACGGCGGAAAAGAGCUCGCCUCGGACCGUGAUGAACUGGUCCAGGAACUGUGCGAUUCCCUCGAGGAGCUGCUGUCCUACGGACUGAGGCAAUCGACCAGUGCCGCCUUUAGUGCCGCCAGUUUCAUCCAGAACAUGCAAGAGAUGGUGUCCGGAAAUGCGGGCGGAGGCAGCAACAACAAUGAAUACACUUUCUGGGAGUUUUGCCAGACGCAUUUGACGCCCCACGAACGUCAGCGAUACGAGGACCUUAAGCAGAUUUGGACCAACUUGGGCAAGGGGCGUGCUUUCAUUCGCGCCUCGCUGAACGAGAGGCGACUGCAUAGCCAUGUACUUUCCUGGCUGAGCGACGAGGAGAAACUGCAUCGUUUCUACACACCCUGGUCGCUGCUGUUAAAUGAUGAGGCGGCCAAGAAGCUGCCAGAGAUCAUAAACUCCCUCGGAGAUGUUUUUUUCGCACUCAAUGUUGACACCACAGAGCUAAAUGCGCCCAGGAGAUCGGCGGCAACGGUUCCCGCCAGAGAGGAACCUAUUAUAUAUGCCCCCGAACCAGUGCCUGUGAGGAGGCGCCAAGAAAGAUGUCCUGGCAAUGUCGUGGAGAGACCCAUUGAGGGCAGCAGCUCCACAGAGGAUUUGCUGGGUGCCCUGAGGCCCAUUGAGUCGGUGGAGGUGCAGCAACUGCUGUCCAAGGAUGCAAUUGAAUUGGAGUUGGCCAAGUCUGUGGAUGAAGUCAGUCUGGGUCCCUUUGAUCCCAUUGAACCUGAGUUGGAGUUCCUUAAGACGCCCCUGCCAGAGAUUUGUCCACCGGCUACUGCCACUGCAGAGCCAGAUCUUUUUGAAGACCGCAGCGAUACGUCUUCGCAAUGGAGUAAGUCCUCCUCCUCUGCGAACUGCGUGACUAACAGCCAGCAACAGGCAGCGCUGGAGCAGCAGAUGAAUCAGCUAAGCGAAAGAUGCGCUUUCCUGGAAACGCGUGUGGCCGAGCUUAAUCUUCAGAACCGCCUGCUUAUCCGAAGGCUUACCAAACAGUUCGAGGAGACCGGCAUCGAUCCCAGCUCAUCGCUUUGCUCCAACUUCCUGAUAACCAUUCCACAAGUGAAGCUGACCAAGACGCAGCGAUCCGGAUCCCACUACACCUACGAGGUUCACAUCACGAUGCGAGAGCGUUUGGAGCAUUGGACGCUGUUUAGGCGGUACAGCGACUUUAACAAACUCCACAAAACACUGCUAAAAACCCAUCCGGUGGUGAGUGCAGUGGAGUUUCCACCCAAAAAGCAUUUCGGCAACAUGAACCUGGUCUUCGUGGAGGAACGGCGACAGCAAUUGCAGAUAUACCUGCUCAAUCUGGUUGAAGCCCUGCCGCAAGUUGAGGCCUGCAAGUCCAAAGCCGAGCUGCAGAAGGUCUUCCCCUUUUUCAGGGAUAGGUAGCCCUUAGGCAACCUUUGAGGAACGUAAGCCAACUAAACCCAACCAAGGAAGCUCGAAAAGGACAAGUAUUUCCCCUUCUAUUAUUUAUAUUUUAUUGUAAUGAUCUUUACUUAUAUGUGUAAAAGCGGAGUUGGUCAAGGUGCUGUAAUGAUUGAUAUUAAAUAAAGCUAAGACUUUUUCAUCUAUGGAA